Molecule: messenger RNA, 216 nt
Organism: Penicillium malachiteum
Lineage: Eukaryota; Fungi; Ascomycota; Eurotiomycetes; Eurotiales; Aspergillaceae
Exons: 2
Coding region: 1-216 (71 amino acids)
Source: RefSeq, a predicted model, not a curated record
AUGGAUUCGAUGGCUCCUCAAGCCGACGUCGCGAUUCGGGAUUUGUCGACAGCGGAGGGACCUACCGACUCGCAAGGGUGGACUGUCACGGAGGAAUCCGCCUUACCAGCUUACGCGGCUCUUGGCUCGUGUACAUUUGUGCCUCAGGCAUUACACGAUUUGGCCUUCGAUGCGAUUGAAACUAAAUUUAACAAUUGGUCCCCUUCGAAAUCCUGA